Messenger RNA from Kwoniella mangroviensis CBS 8507, 252 nucleotides. RefSeq lists its product as uncharacterized. The record is from RefSeq and is a predicted model, not a curated record. Lineage: Eukaryota; Fungi; Basidiomycota; Tremellomycetes; Tremellales; Cryptococcaceae. The transcript is spliced from 2 exons. Bases 1 to 252 code for a protein of 83 amino acids.
AUGCCUGCUCUCCGCAAAAAUAACCAAUCCUCCUCCGACGACGGUACCCCAUCAUCAACAUCACCAUCACCAUCCCCUUCAAAAGGAUGGACCAAAGAACAGAAGAGACAGCUUUUCUAUCAUGUAAUGAAGAAGGGAGAGAGGGAUUGGGGCAAUGCAGUAGAUGGAAAGACGGGUCAUCAAAAAAACACUCUUACCUCAAAUUACCAAAGCUUGUGGAUUUUAAAACCAGCUCCAUCCCACGACUGUUAG